AUGCCCACAGGAAAUCGCCGCUUGCCUCGCACGCUUCGCAACUCCAUCCCGCCGAUGAUGUCCGGCUUCGGGGGCGACAUGUCGCACAGCAGGUAUGCCAUGUUGGGGGGCGGAGUACCGACGCUUCCAAUUGUGGAGCCAGCAGCGGCCCCCAAACACUUCCCGUUUCCGAAUACACCGGUCGAUGAUGAUUUGUUUUUCGAGUUUUUGAUGUUCAUGUUCAGUGCGGUGUGUGCUGGGUUGCAGUUUUUGCACUUGUAUCGGACCGUGUGGUGGUUGCCCCAUUCGUACAAUCGCCAGGCUAUGAAUUUUUACCUAAUUGAUCUCAAUUUAGUCGCAUUUAUUGUAAUUUUAUUGUCGCGACGUUUGAUUUAUAUUGUGGGGUGUAGAGUUCUUGAGAGGUCGGUGGCGGCCAAAUUCUUGUACCUGUCAUACACCUUUUAUCGAAUUAUUUUGUUUUCUAUACUUUUUACUCUGCUCUCAUGGUGUGCCUAUUACGUCAUCCAAAAUCACCCAAUUGUGAAUAUUUUAUAUUUAUGUUACCCAGUCCUUGUAUAUUUGAUUUUAUUUGGCUGUAAAGUUACGGCAUUUUUCGAGUUGGUAACUUGGAACAUGUCCUCAAUUCCGCCACUGCACGCUUGCCGUUCAAAUGCGGCCGAAGUUCGUGAAGAAGUGGAAAAUCUCAAAACUAAUUUUAACAAUCGCAUGAAGCAAAUUCUCUUCAGUUCAGUCGUCAAUGCCUACUAUACUGGUUUCAUCCCUUGUUGCUUUGCCCAGAACCACCUCCAUUACGACGUUUACUGGGCCACUCAACACGUAAUUUUUAUUUUUUUGAGUAGUUUCGUGGCUUACGCCACCCAUAUUUUGUCCCUGCGUUACUGCGAUAUUUUGCACAGAUCGGCCCUACAUUUGGGCAUCUGGGACAAGCUAGAGACCAGGAAUAUGUUACUGGUGAAUAAUAACUGGAAUGAGGAGACUCUGUGGCCUUCAGGGGCCCUUGUUAAGCACGGCAGGGACUUGUAUAGGGCUCAAGGAGAGUGCAAUGCUAGCGAACCAGGAAAUACAACCUAUUCGAGGUUCUAUCUCAUGUUCAAAAAUCCGAGUUAUUCGUUGAGUAUCUUGUUGUCGUUUCAUGUGGCCAUGGUUUUGCUGCAGUUGGUGUUAUUGGUUCGUAGCAUCGUGUGGUACAAUAUUAUUUCGAUAACGUUUAUGCUGUUUUUUAAUUAUUACGUUCUGUAUAAAGUGGGCCGUGAUUAUCUUGUCAGUUCGAAAAUGUACGAGGAAGAACGAGCGAUGCACAAUAAACUUAAUUUACAUUAAA
Molecule: messenger RNA, 1321 nt
Organism: Tribolium castaneum (red flour beetle)
Lineage: Eukaryota; Metazoa; Arthropoda; Insecta; Coleoptera; Tenebrionidae
Exons: 5
Coding region: 1-1320 (439 amino acids)
Cellular component (GO): membrane
Source: RefSeq, a predicted model, not a curated record